Molecule: messenger RNA, 2763 nt
Organism: Trichobilharzia szidati
Lineage: Eukaryota; Metazoa; Platyhelminthes; Trematoda; Strigeidida; Schistosomatidae
Source: the annotation of a GenBank genome assembly
AUGCUGACUGCCUCUUUGGCACCAACUUCUAACGUCCCUUUAAUUAGUGAAAACGGACAUCUACGUUCACGAUCAACGUCUCAGCAUUUUCAAGGAGAUCGUACUAGAAGUGGUUGUCGACAACCUGGAAUAUCGACUCCAAGUGUAGAUACGUUAUCCGACUCAUUAAGUCUUGCAACAACCGCGACUGAGGGAACAAUUGGAGAAGUCUGGGAACGAAAACAAUACCCCGACAUGCCCUUAGGAUGUGCUAUAAUAAAAAAUCAGCCACCUUCCUUUUUAAAUCUCUCUAACCGUGUUCAAGAACAGUCUUCAGAAAAAGACCUGUAUGAGUUUUUGAAAGACGCUGAAUUAGAACAUUACUACACUGUUCUCACACGUCAUUUAAAGAUUCGAUCAGUUCAACAAAUCAAAUAUGUUGAAGACUCUGAUCUUGCAGAAAUGGGGUUCAGUCGACCAGAACAAAGACGCUUACGUAAGCAUUUCAAGCGGGAAUGCCCACAAACAGCAAUGGGAAAACUACGAAAGCGAUUGGCUCGUUCAACUAGUGGUCGAUGCUCUUCACCACGAUUUAAAGAUACAUUGGAUGGAUUAUCAUCGCGUAAUGUAAAUGUUCUAUCAAUUUCACUUGACAGUACACCAACAUCUGAAGAUGGUGAUUCAAAAAGACGUACUCUAUUGUUUACACAAGGUUCUAAGUCUGAGGAUCUUAAUAAGUGUUUAACAGAUGAUUUAAGCAGUUUAACUAUCGAUGGAGGUACUAACUAUCGAAUUAUUCGAUCAAGUGAACUUGAAAUAGGCAGUAGUCUUGGAGAAGGAGAGUUUGGAAAGGUUUUUCAGGGUGUAUGGCAUACAGAUGCAAGACGUGUUGUCCAAGUUGCUAUCAAGAUAAUGGAUAUUAAACAGAUCGGUGAUGAGACAUGCGAUUUCUUGAAUGAAAUUGCCACAAUGCAUCGAUUAAAUCAUCCAGAUAUUGUACGUCUCCUUGGAGUGUGUAUUGAAGUGAAUACAAUUAAGAUUGUUACUGAACUUGCACCACUUCGAUCUUUACUGGAAUGUCUUCGUGAAACAGAGUUGAGAUCAAGUUUCUCCGUGCCUGUAUUACAUAAAUUUUCAAUACAAAUUGCACGUGGAAUGAGUUAUUUAGAAGAGUGUGGUCUUGUACAUCGUGAUCUAGCUGCUAGAAAUAUUCUAGUAUUUUCUAAAGAUUCUGUGAAAAUCAGUGAUUUCGGCAUGAGUCGUGCUCUUCAACUUGGCAAAUCGUAUUAUCAAUCAAAUUUCAAUGUCAACCUUAAACUGCCUAUCGCCUGGUGUGCACCAGAGUGUAUACAUGAUUUACUAUUCACAACAGCUUCAGAUAUGUGGGCGUAUGGGAUUACACUAUGGGAGAUAUUCACCUAUGGAUUUACACCAUGGGCUGGUCUUACUGGACGACAGAUAUUAGAGAUGAUUGAUGCUCCGAAAUUCGGUCGAUUAGAUCAGCCAGAUACAUGUCCAGAUCCAAUUUAUGAUGCUGUAAUGAGAGCAUGUUGGGCGCAUGAACCAAAAGCUAGACCAACUUUUAAUCAACUAUUAGGUAUGCUUCCACGUCUUAGUCCUGAAGUUUGGAUAACUACAAGUGAAUAUCGUCCAGAUUCAGAUCCUAAUAUGGAUACAAUUAGUACAAGUGAAGAAUUUCCAUAUAAUCCUGGAUUUCGUCCGCAUGGAACACGAUCACUAGGUCGGCCAUUGUUUAUUCGAGCAAAUGAAACAGUUUGUGUACUCGGUAAACGAAGUAGUACAACAUGGAAAGUAGUCAAUUUACGUACUGGUCUUGUUGGUUGUAUUCCAUCGAGUAUUUUAAAACCGUAUACAGGCGAAAAAGAUUCAUCAUUUCGUGAUCAAACAUCAGCUAUAAAUAACAAUAAUAACAAUAAUAAUACUUCUGGAAAUUCAAAUACCCUGGGACUAGUAGCCAAAACUCGUCUGCGCAUGAGUAGAAGAGAAACAGUAUCUCGAUUCAGUAAACUCAGUGUUAUCAUUCCUUCUGAUGGAAUGAAUAAUAAUAAUAAUAAUAAUAAUACCUCACGUUCACGUGGAAAAAUUACAGCCGAUCAAAUCAGUCUACCACAGAAUGAUUUUCGGCAUAUUGGUCAUGUUGGUUCAGAUGGUCGGACAUUUGGUGAACUUGGUCUAGUGGGCAAAAUAAUCGAUUCAAAAGAUGACCUGUCUGAUACUCAAUCAUUUUAUGAUUUGGAUGUGUCUGAAGAGAAAUUCAAAGGCAAUUCAAAGUCUAGCAACAAAGCAAGUACUUUACAGAUUAAUCCUGCUUAUAAUAAUAAAAACCAUCCAGAGGUGAUUAAAACAAUUCCAUUGGAGACAGAAUCAUUAUCAGUAAAAGAUUUGAGCAGUAUACAACAGCAACAACACAAAGCACAAUUACAACCACAGAAUCAAGGUCAAAAGGUUAAGACGCUGGAAUCACCAAAAAAGCUGUUCACAACAAAUAAAAAUUACUUCACAAAAUCAUCACAAAUUGGAAAAGGCUCACAUAAUAAUAUUCAGUUACAACAACAACAACAACAGCAGCAGCAGCAACAAGAAAAAGAGAAACCUCAGACUACUGAUGACAACGAUGAAACGGAUAAAUUGUUUGAAGACAUUAAAUUUGAUAUAAUUUCAGAGUCAAAUGUAAGUAGCACCGAUAAUUUUCGUUGUUGUUUGUCAUCAUCAUCAUCAUAUUUAUUAUUACGAUUAUUUUCUCUGCUUCGUUAUUUCUCCUGA